AUGCAUUCUCCUCCCUCCCUCGGUGCUCUAGGCGUGACCUGGACUGCCAUGCGAGCCAUGCAGUUCGUCUCCCUCGUUACCAUCAUCGGCUUGACUUCCAACUUCAUCUCCGAGAUGGUCAUGGCCGACUAUGCCGCUCCUUCGGCCCUCAUCGGCACACUGGUUGUGUCCUGCAUCGCAACUCUCUACAUUGCCAUCAGUUACAUCCUCUACUGGGACUACAUGCUCCCUCUCCUCAUUGCCACCGGCGCUGACUCGAUGAUCCUGAUCGCAUGCAUCGUCGUCGCUUGCACCGUUGGCAAGCCCGUCAGCUACCUGUCGUGCCCCAAGUUCCCCACGAACGGCAACACGGCCAACUUCAUCAACUCUCUGUUCCACAACGUCUACCACUCGAGCAGCAACACGUUCAAGUGGGUCGACGCCGACAAGGCCUCGUGCUACCAGAUCAAGGCCAUCUGGGGCCUGAGCAUCGCCCUGUGCGUGCUCUUCGCCUUCUCCGCCGUCACCUCCAUCUGCCUCUGGAAGCGCACCAAGGGCGCCCCCCCUCCCCCCAAGGACGUCGAGAGCUACUGA
Molecule: messenger RNA, 573 nt
Organism: Ilyonectria robusta
Lineage: Eukaryota; Fungi; Ascomycota; Sordariomycetes; Hypocreales; Nectriaceae
Exons: 2
Coding region: 1-573 (190 amino acids)
Source: RefSeq, a predicted model, not a curated record